AUUUUGACCAUUUCGGUCCGCUCAUUUGCAGGACGCUGUCUUCAGCCAUUAUUCAGCAUGCUUCAUAGCUUUGUGUGCUGGCUGCGCUCUUUGGACGUUUUAGCCAAGGAUCAAUGUCAUUUUGACCUUGACAAACCCACCAGCGGUCUCGAAGCACCUAUCAUCCAGUGGCUGUUUGAGACAUCUACAGAUCCUGAAGUAUUUUUCGCUGCUGCUGGCCUAGUUCCGCAGGUCGAAUGGCCCCUGGAUCUUGACGUCUCAGAGACGUUGCAUCAGCUGUAUGAUAUUUACGAAAGCUGUGUGGAUGUGCAGUCGCGUAUCGUCCCGUCGUUGGAGAAGAAGGCGUCAGUGUGUGCAAUGGCUCUAAGUCAUCUGUACUGCGGACGUGCUCUCCAGACAUAUACUGGCCAUUGCUUUCUUCACAGCGAGAUAUCACGCUCUCGGUUCCGGACAGACUUUGAACUGUUUUCCCGGAUGUCUGAGAGGUGCAAAUCUCAAGACAAUGUGUUUGCCCUCAGUGCCAGACUUUCGUACAAGGAACGCUGGGACCGUGACCUGCACCCAAUCAAAUAUUCCGAACCUGCCCACGAGUGGCUUUCACACAUUCUUCCUUACUACUUUUUUGCUGGGCGAGUGGAUGAAGAUGUAGAAAGACUCGCCAUAGCAGUAAUUUCAAGACUGCUAUCCCCUUCGUCUCCGUCGACUCAAAUCAUAGCCAACUGCACUUUUCUUGCUUGUAUUAUGAUCGGGGUUCGGUUUGACAAGAAGGACAUAGUUCGGAUCGAUAAAAGUUCUGCUCUAGAUUUACUUGCUAAGUCUCUUUGGGAGCAGUUCCAGAUAACUCUCUGGGGCAAUCUCGAUGGAGACGGUAUCAGAGUUCGACGCCGAGUAUGGGACCUCACCGAUGUCAUCUAUCGCAUGCUCGAGCUCCUACCUCAGCCGCCUUCAUCGCAGGUGAAGUGGAACCUAGACUUAUGCAGGAAGAUGUAUUCUCGGGCGAGGACAUCCGAACAAGAUCCAUUGGCAGCGCUGCGAAGAGCACAGCGCUUCAUGUUCGACAUCGUUCCUAAAGCCAGGAUACGGAGCAACGAUGACGUUAAAGACCCUACCUGGUUGUGGCGGCAUCAUGUUCCGUUGAGAGGUAAUUCCCACUUGCCACAAGAUUUCGACUGGCUAGUGGACUACCUCGAGGUUGUUGACCAUGACAUGGCAUGCGACAUCCUUCUACUCAUGAGCAGCAUGGGCGUGAGCUGUAGCUCCGCUAAAAAACAUCUAUUUAUCAAGAGGCUCAUUGCCUGCAUGGACAGCAGCAUGCCUUACCGUUUACGCCACCAUGCCCUUCGCGCUGCUCACAGUUCCCGGAAAGUUUUGACCUCGAUUGAUGCCUUUGAUGAUGCGGGCACGGUUUUGGUCAAAUUCUCUCAUGCAAUCAUGUCCGCGAUUAGUCCGCGACCGGGCACAACACCUGCUGACGAUGAUCCUGACGGCUUCCUCAAUCAUAAUCGUGACUUGUGCUAUCUCGGACUGGUCUUUGCCCUCGCGGGGAAUUCCAUAUGGCACUCGCAUUUGGUUGUGGAUCGCCACAUAGAUCGUUGCAUUAGCAUGAGUAAAGGGUACGACCAAUCAUCACCCAUCAUGGACCAUCACUGUCACCUAGCGGGUAUCCUCCUCCGAAUCCCGUCUGAACAGGUUUCAGUUACAUCGCUCGGGUCUAUCACAGACGAACAGUGGUGGGACAUGAUCAAAAUUGCAUGGACGAAGAUGUAUAGCAUCUACUGUUUAAAGGACGUGGACACGGACGAGUUGCUUCUCGUCCUCGUGAAAGGCACAAAGAAGUAUAUGCAGGUUGCUUCGAAACCUGAUCUUGAGCAGCUCAUCAAAGAGGUGGAUGAUGUUGUCGGAAGAGCUAAGCGGCGAGAAUCAGAGUACACUAAUAUUGGUGAUGUGAAGGAGUUGGGGACUGUAGCCCGUGAUAUGGUUCGGCAGAAGUUCGGUCAGUAG
Suillus clintonianus is the source of this 2001-nucleotide messenger RNA. RefSeq lists its product as uncharacterized. Lineage: Eukaryota; Fungi; Basidiomycota; Agaricomycetes; Boletales; Suillaceae. Bases 58 to 2001 code for a protein of 647 amino acids. The transcript has 2 exons. The record is from RefSeq and is a predicted model, not a curated record.